AUGGCCGGAACCAAUUAUAAACCACCCGAAUACCUCAGCAAACGUCCCUAUGAGUACUACGCAAUUACCGGCAUCAAAGCAGGGACGGUGCCUGACCAGAAGAAAGCUCCAAUCCGUCAAGAAAUUGACGAAUGGAGCAACAACAAGGCAAAUGCCGAUCAGGUAGACUUGUUUGUGAUGGCAUGGCGUAAUUUGAUGAAUACGUCUCCGAGAGAGAGAGGCUCCUUUUUCCAAGUUGCUGGGAUCCACGGCCAACCAUACGUUCCAUACGAUGAGCCAGACACCGACUUGGCAGAUAUCAAAGACAAGGGGUAUUGCACUCAUAACAAUAUCCUUUUCCCAAUAUGGCAUCGUCCGUAUCUUGCACUGUUGGAGCAACUCCUUUACGAAAACAUGAUCUCGGAUAUCAUCCCUAAGUUCCCAAAGGAUAAGCAAGCCGGACUCAAGGAAGCUGCGGAUUCCUGGAGACUUCCAUUCUGGGAUUGGGCCAUCAACCAUAGAGUUCCCACACUCGCCAAAUACCCGACAACUACUAUCCCAACCCCCAAUGGAAAACGAGAGAGAGUGGAAAACCCUCUCUACCAAUUUAAAAUGUCAACAAACGAGCCAUUUCUAUCCGAAGGAUUCGGACCUUGUAUCGGAACCAGUAGAAGCCCUGAUAUUGAAGAUAGCCAAAAUCCUGAAUCCGAAACUUGGAAAAACGGUGUGGUAAACAACAACCAGGUCGGGAUUGCGCUCAAAAGCCCAGGUUGGAUGGGAGAUGGAAAAUACGGAGCCGCUUCCGAAAUGGUGUACCGUUUGCUCACACACCCCUUGGAUUACCCUUCCUUCGCUACCACUUUCCGUGCUAAAGGACAAGAUGACAUCAGCAAAGAUAUCAAUCUCGAAUAUAUCCAUAACAACGUCCAUGGCUGGGUGGGAGGUAAUUAUACUGGGCAUAUGUCAGAAAUUCCCGUGGCAACAUUUGACCCUCUUUUCUGGCUUCACCAUUGCAACAUUGAUCGGAUGUGGGCUAUCUGGCAGGCUUUGAAUCCAGACAAAUGGUUCGAAACUGCAGACAAGAACACUUUCUUUCAAGAGGCCAUUGGACUUGCAGAUACCAUCACGCCGCAGACGAAACUUCGUCCCUUCCAUACGGACACAAAGGGCACUUGCUGGACCCCUGAGGGCGCUAGAGACGUUUUGAACUUUGGCUAUACGUAUCCCGAAUUACAAACAUGGGACGCGAAAUACAAUGCCGGAGGGGCGUAUAACAGGGACCUACAUGUGACUGAUAUCAGGAAAAUAAUCAACGAAAAGUAUGGAGCUUCACGAACUGAAUUGCUGAAGAACCCUGCCCUCGGCGACAAGACAGAUGAUGGAGUUAAAUCAAACGACUUUGCAUUUAGCGUCCGAUACAAGAAGUAUGCAUUGGGUGGAAAUCCCUUCACUAUCAAAAUCUAUCUAGCUCCAGGCGAUGGGAAGCCCAGAACCCCAGAAAGUGACUAUGUUACUGAGGUUUACAAUUUCAGCUUCCCGUCGAUUGUCGAUGGGAAGGAAGUCUGCAGUAACUGUACUUCCGUAGAAGCAACUGAUUCGAAGGCCACCUCCUACCUCUCGAUUACAUAUGUUCUUGUGCAAUGUGUUAAGAGGGGGAUCCUGGCAUCUUUGGACGAAGCUACUGUUACCAAAUUUCUCCAGAAAAAUUUGUACUGGAGACUUUACCAGCGUGGAAGGGAACUGGGCAGGUUCGAGAUGGAAAAAAUUGAGCUUGAAGUUCUUGGCUCCUUCAAUACCGCCCAGCACCACAAAGAUGCAACCAUACUGUCCGGAUUUAAAGGCUUCCGCGAUAUUCCAUCACUUGCAGGUGGCCCUGAUGGGGCUCUCGAUCCAAAGCUGAAGAAGAAACCAGCGCCGCCACCAACCAACCCUCCUGCUCCUCCAUCAGCAGGGCUCCAUCUGAAUAGCUCGCUCGACCUUAAAUCCGACCUCACGGCUGACGGUGUGAUAAUUCUCGACUCUACCUCAGUGGACUUGAACCAGAUUCAGACAGACACCAUCGACAACACCCAGGUGACCUUCAAGAAUGGAAACGAUACCUUGUUCUUGAUCUCCUUCCGUCGUGCAGAGGGCCAGAUCGUAUUUAACACCAACUUGGGAGGCAAAUGGGGUCCAGAGGAGAGAGUCAGCCUCGAUGGCAAAUUGAAACACCCUCAGGCCGCAAUCAUGGUGCAUGAUCAAGGUGAAGGAUUCGAGGUCAGCAUUGAUUUCGUUCACGUGGCUUGGUUCAAAAAGAGAGAUCCCAGGCCUAUCAAGACCUUGCGGUACGGGACGAAUAAGAAUCAGAAGCCGGUGCUGGCUGAUGUCUUGAAGGUGUCAGUGUAUCCCUCGAUGCAGAAGGUUUUCACUCGUUAA
Molecule: messenger RNA, 2394 nt
Organism: Histoplasma capsulatum G186AR
Lineage: Eukaryota; Fungi; Ascomycota; Eurotiomycetes; Onygenales; Ajellomycetaceae
Product: photo-regulated tyrosinase
Exons: 8
Coding region: 1-2394 (797 amino acids)
Molecular function (GO): carbohydrate binding; oxidoreductase activity
Source: RefSeq, a predicted model, not a curated record